Malus domestica (apple) is the source of this 3031-nucleotide messenger RNA. Its product is annotated as probable thimet oligopeptidase. The record is from RefSeq and is a predicted model, not a curated record. Lineage: Eukaryota; Viridiplantae; Streptophyta; Magnoliopsida; Rosales; Rosaceae. Gene Ontology annotation, biological process: proteolysis; peptide metabolic process. Gene Ontology annotation, molecular function: metalloendopeptidase activity.
UAUUUUUUCUUCUUUCUUCUUUCUUCCUUUCCCUCACCAUGUCGGUACCAAUCAAUACUCAACCUCCGACCAAGACCUCGACACCCAGGGCUUCAACCUUCACCGCACGAUCGCGGAGCUCAACCUGGACCACCUCAACAAGGUGUUCGUGGCCGUUGGGUUUCUGAAGCGAGACCCAGACAAGAUCCGGACGGCGCAAGAGCACACGGACUCGCUGCUGUGAAUGGAGUGCAGGAAGACGAAGCGACCGAUGGCGUUCACGAGGUCGACGGGAGACGGCCUCCGGUUCAAACUUCCUUCGGACGCCAUGCUGGUGUCACCAUGGCAUCAGAUAGGCCGAUCCCAAGGUCUGUCGAUUUUAGGCCGGCUUGUGGACUGGCAUGGGCUGGGUGCCAGUCAAUUGGGUCGGCUGGAGCAAAUUCACUGGGUCAUGACCUAUUUUUUUGGCUGGGUGCUGGGCAAAAAGUCCUCCAGUGGACUUGCUCUAAGGAUAGCCCUCCAACAAUUUUAAAAUAUUUCAAAUCCAAUAAAUGCAAUUUAUCUCCCGGCUUAUAAAAUUGAGUCAAUUGCCUCGCCUCCCUCCCUUUUCCGCCAAUUACACCUCUCACAAAAACAAAUGGCGGAAACUCGGGGAAACGGCGAGAAAAUGCCCAAACAGAAGUGGGAACGCAGCAGGCUACUGGCCUUCGGAGGCGCCGCUGCUCUGCUCGCCGUCGCCGCUACCCUUGGAAUCACCGCCUUCAAUGCUCACACUAAGAACAGAAAGAAGAAAUAUCUUCAGGGCUCUAAGGUUCAGGCUAAUCUAUCGGCGUCCGAAAUUUUGAAAUUGGCGGACCGAAUAAUUUCAAAGUCGAAAGAGGUCCACGAUGCGGUUGCUUCGGUUCCACUCGACAAGGUUACAUAUAUGAACGUUAUUUCGCCUCUAGCAGAGUUAGAGGCGCAACAAUUUCCACUUGUCCAGUCUUGUGUGUUUCCUAAGAUGGCUUCCACUUCCGAUGAUGUUCACAAAGCAAGUGCCGAAGCAGAGCGGAGAAUUGAUGCCCAUGUUCUGACUUGCAGCAAGCGUGAAGAUGUAUACCGCGUCGUCAAAGCUUUUGCUGCAAGAGGGGAGUGGGUGAAUGCUGAAGCAAAGUACUAUACCCAGGCCUUGAUGAGAGACUUUGAACGCAAUGGGUUGAAUCUUACUUUAACUAAGACAGAGGAAAUGCAACGCUUGAGAGUCCAAAUCAAUGAGCUAAGUUUGCGGUAUAUUCAAAAUUUAAAUGAUGAGAGUACUUUCCUUCUCUUCACUGAGGCUGAGUUGGCUGGGUUACCGCCAGAGUUUCUUAAGAGCUUAGGUAAAGUUGCAGAUGGUAAAUUCAAGGUGACCCUGAAAAGUCAUCAUGUGGCAGCAGUACUUGAACUUUGCGAGGUUGGAACAACAAGGAGGAUGGUAGCAGUGGCAUAUGGAAAGAGGGGUGGAGAAGUCAAUCUUUCUAUCUUAGAAGAUUUGGUUCAACUGCGCCAUAAAUUUGCUCGGUUACUUGGCUAUUCAAGUUAUGCAGAUUAUGCAGUUAAUCUUAGAAUGGCAAAGGCACCCUCAAAGGUUUUUGAGUUCUUAGAGGACAUCUCCAAUAGUUUGACUGGCGCAGCUACCAUGGAGCUUUCCAUGUUGAAAGAUUUGAAGAGAAAAGAGGAAGGAGACCAUCCAUUUGGAAUUGAGGAUCUGCUAUACUAUGUCAAGAAGGCUGAAGCACAGCAGUUUAAUAUGGAUCUUGGAGCUCUUAAGCAAUACUUUCCAGUAAAUUUGGUUAUAUCUGGGGUGUUCAAGAUAGUGCAAGACCUUUUUGGUUUAAGAUUUGUGGAAAUUAGAGAUGCUGAGGUUUGGCAUUCUGAUGUCACCAUAUACUCAGUCUUUGACUUAAGUUCUGGUGAACUUUUGGGUCAUUUCUACCUUGAUAUGUUCAUAAGGGAAAGAAAAUAUAACCAUACCUGUGUGGUUGCUCUUCAAAAUGGUGCAUUAUCAACGAAUGGAUCAUGUCAGAUUCCAGUGGCGUUACUGAUAUCUCAAUUCCAAAAGGAUGCUGGUGGUCAACCUGCACUACUAAGAUUCUCCGAAGUUGUGAAUCUUUUCCAUGAGUUUGGCCAUGUGGUCCAACAUAUAUGCAAUCGCGCAUCGUUUGCCAGAUUUUCUGGGCUGGGUUUUGAUCCAGAUUUUGUAGAGGUUCCUGCUCUGGUGCUGGAGAACUGGUGUUACGAAAGCUUCACUUUGAAGUUGAUAUCUGGUUUCCAUCUGGAUAUAACAAAGCCUAUCAAAGAUGAAAUAUGUAAAUCGAUUAAAAGAUGGAGAUAUUCCUUUUCUGCGCUUAAAAUGAAGCAAGAAAUUCUCUAUUGUCUUUUUGAUCAGAUUAGACAUUCUACUGAAAACGUUGACAUGGCUGAGUUAUUCAAGCAUCUUCAUCCAAGGAUCAUGUUAGGUUUGCCAAUGUUGGAAGAUGUCAAUCCUGCGUCAUGUUUUCCAUCUAGUGCCAUUGGUCACGAAGCUGCUUGUUACAGCCGUAUUUGGAGUGAGGUUGUUGCGGCUGAUAUAUUUGCUUCAAAGUUCCAUGAGAGUUAUCUGAACCAGUAUGUUGGUAUGCAGUUCAGAAACAAGAUAUUGGCCCCAGGAGGAGCAAAGGAACCCAUUGAAAUGUUAACUGGCUUUCUUGGGAGAGAACCGUCAAUUCAAGCUUUUAUCAACAGCAGAUCACAAUGCCAAUUGUGAUGCAGACAGAAGUUGCCAACCCUAUUCUCCGAUAACAACAUUCAGUAUCCCGUUUGUGCUCAAAAUGAGUUUUAUCGGUCAUCUUCGUAGCGUUUGUAGGUUGCUUUAAGUUAGCAUUGCAAUUUUGGUCUCGAAAAGCUAGCAACUAUCGUUCUUGUAAGUAUUUGUCUAACGUUAGGUAUACCAAAUUUUUAGACCACAUUUGCAAAUCAUGUGAUGUGUCACUAAUAGAAAAUAAACACGUUAAUCAACAUUUAAUUAAUAAUUUAAGGUUUUUUUAUUAGCACA